AUGAGCUAUUCUCUCCCACUCUCCUACCUUCCACCCAACGAGUCUUUACCACCCUUGCAUUUCUUUCUCGUCUUCGCCUUUCUCAAUCAAACUGAUCUUUCUCAUCCGCUCGUCCGCUCGUCCGCCCGUCCUCUCGCCCUUGCCCCACUCGCGAAUUCCCCUUCCCGCGCGAACCUCGUCCUCGUGCCAAUGUUCUCCCCACGCGCGCAUGUCGCCCCUCUCUCUUUCCGCCGCGCUAAUUUCUUCUUCCUCCCCCUCUCCCGACACCCUUGUGGCGCGAAUUUCCUCCCCCCAGGCGGCAGCAGCGGCAUCGGCACGGAGACGGCGCGGGUGCUGGCGCUGCGAGGCGCGUCCGUGGUGCUCGCGGUGCGGAACACGGAGGCGGGGGAGGCCGCCAAAGCCACCAUCAUCAAGGACAUUGAGGGGCGGAGCGCAGCGGCGGCGGGGGUUCCGGCGGCGGUGCGCGAGCGCGUGAGCGUGAUGCCGCUGGAUUUGGCGUCGCUCAAGUCGGUGCGCGGGUUCGCCACGGAUUACUUGGGCCUUAACCGCCCGCUGCACCUGCUCAUGUACGCGCGGAGAUGGAAGGGGUGCGGGGGGGAGGGGAGGGGGCGAGGGAGGGGGAGGGGGUGA
Molecule: messenger RNA, 630 nt
Organism: Closterium sp. NIES-65
Lineage: Eukaryota; Viridiplantae; Streptophyta; Zygnematophyceae; Desmidiales; Closteriaceae
Source: the annotation of a GenBank genome assembly